This is a messenger RNA of Talaromyces atroroseus, 1311 nucleotides long. RefSeq lists its product as hypothetical. NCBI's taxonomy places the organism in Eukaryota, Fungi, Ascomycota, Eurotiomycetes, Eurotiales, Trichocomaceae. The transcript has 2 exons. The record is from RefSeq and is a predicted model, not a curated record. Bases 1 to 1311 code for a protein of 436 amino acids.
AUGGCUGAAGCUGUGGGUUUAGCUUCUGGGUUGCUGACCUUGGCAUCUUUUGCUUUUCAGUCUAGCAUCACACUAUACGAGACAGUCAAGAGUUUUAAUUCCCACCCAAAACGUGUGCGUGACCUACUCGAGGAGUUGGAGGCUUUGAUUGCGGUUUUGGGUCCUGUCAAAGACAUGAGCAUAACACCAGCGGGUACAUCACUUCCCGCGCUUGAUCUUCCUCUGAAAAGAUGCGGAAACGCAUGUAAAGAAUUUGAACAGCAGCUUGUUAAAUGUUCAUCGCGAUCUGGUGGCGAUCGAAAAAGUUUCCGCGACUGGGCUCGUUUAAGGUACAUGAAUGAUGAUAUCGAUGGUUUUCGGCGACUACUCGCUGGGUACAAGUUGACGAUCAAUAUAGCUCUCACUGACGCAACCCUGCAUCGGUCUUCCGUUACCGCCGAGAUGCUCGAGAACCAUAAGCAUCUGAUCCAAGUCACAAAGGACGACCUCGAAGCCCAUCUUGAAAGUAUGGAUGAAAGACUAGAGCGUGUGCUUGAACAAGCCGCAGUAGGCUCUAAGAGCGAUACAUCUGAAAUGCAAGAGAUGAAAGAGGAGCGCCUGAGUACAGAGAGAUGUCUUCAAAUUUGUGCACGCUUGUCUGAGCAUAUUGAGCAGAUUCAGCUCAGUCCGGAACGCAGCGACCACUCCUCUGGAAUAUCGGAUUUGAAUGCUGUACCUGAAAUGAUCGUUAAUCAGGGCCUGCAACAGUGUAAAGAUAGCCUCAACUCAACAGCCAUGAAGUUGGAGAAGCACAUCCAAGACGUCAUGGAUCGAAUGUUUGCGAAAUCCAAAUCGGGCAUGACAUCUGAGGAGGACAUUGUGGAUUUGACCAGACUACGAGACGAGUGGAAAACGACUCGUCAAUGCAUAGAUAUCUGCUCGCGAGCAGACAAACAUCUCAAAGAGACCGUUACCACUGUCGAAAAUCAUGGUACCGGCGAUUCCAUACAGUUCAUGAUUUCAACCAACGGACAAGUCAUUCAUGGAAAGAAUCGAGGACUAGGAUGGAGGAAUAGACAGGUUGGUGGCCAUCUCAGUGAUGACUCUCUCCAACAGUUAUCUCGGGACAUGACUAGUAUCAAAUUCCAGCAAACGUAUGAUCCAGAUUCGCAGUCUGCGGAUAGCCAGCGAACCCCCCCUGUUGGUCAAGACAGCCAGACUCAGGCAUACAGCGAGCGCUACGGGCGGGGAUACCAACUGACACCCAAAUCGCCAUUAGACAACACCUCUGUUUCUAUGAUUCCAUCGGACAGUAAGCCACCAAGCAGGUAA